AUGGAUAUUGUGGAUCGGGACAUGGAGCGGGCUGAGGUCCAGGCCACGCGACAAUGGUCCCAUGAGAGUAAAGAGCGCCGGUCAUUGCGCAGCCAGAGAUCUCGGCAAUCUUCCAUAUCCAGCUCCUCAGGCUCCAGCACAUCAACCACUCCGGAUAUGGGCAGAAUAGCCACUGCUGGAGCCUCAAGCGUUCCUUCGGCCAGGGCAGUCAGAACAAGAACCCACCCCAUCGAAGACCUUAGAACGGAAACACAUCGGUUGCAACAGAUACAGACAGUGGGAGCAAGCGUAAAGUCAAAGGCUGACACCCGACCUUUGCCAGAAUUUGGCGGUGGAAAACCAUAUCCUCCCGAUCUGCCAGCGCAGGAAGAGUAUGUGGUGGAAUUCGAUGGUAAAGACGAUCCUCUCCAUCCCCAAAAUUGGCCGUUCCGAAGAAAGUUAUACAUGGGCGCUAUUUUAGCUUAUGUCUGCUUGUGCAGUACCUUUACUUCCUCUAUUUUCUCCGCGUCCACAUUCAGUGUGGCCGCGCAUUUCGGAGUCAGUGCCGAAGUAACCACCCUUAGCACAUCCCUUUACGUCCUGGGAUAUGCAUUUGGGCCGCUGAUAUGGGGUCCUUUCUCAGAAUUGCAAGGUCGAAAACUUCCCAUCAUGAUCGCAAUGUUUGGCUUUUCCGUCUUUUGUUUCGGUUGUGCGACAGCAAAGGAUCUGCAGACGGUUAUGAUUACCAGAUUCUUCACCGGGUUUUUCGGUUCAUGCCCGUUGGCCGUCGUCGCCGCCGUCUUCGCCGACAUGUUUGACAACACCCAAAGAGGCACGGCGAUUGUCAUCUUCUCCUCCAUGGUUUUCAUGGGGCCGAUGCUAGGACCAUUCAUUGGAGGGUUUAUUAACAAAUCCGACCUCGGAUGGCGGUGGAAUCUUUAUAUUCCGGGCAUAAUGGGCUCGGUGGCCUUGAUCCUGGUCUCGUUAUUCAUCCACGAAUCUUACGCUCCCGUCGUCCUGGUGGGUAAAGCCGCCGAACUGCGCCGCCGAACUAAGAAUUGGGGCAUCCAUGCAAAGCAAGAGGAAGUUGAGGUGGACUUCAAUGAACUCAUCACUAAGAAUUUUUCUCGUCCGAUCCGACUGCUAAUCUCAGAGCCUAUCAUUCUUGCCAUCACCUGCUACAUGUCGUUUAUAUAUGGCCUCCUGUACUGUUUCCUGACAGCAUACCCGCUGGUCUUCCAAGGAGUCCACCACAUCACACCCGGGGUAGCGGGCUUGCCCUUUUUCGGUAUGGUCUGUGGAAUCUUCAUAGUGGCAGGUUUCAUCAUAUGGGAUUCCAAGGCCUACAACAAGAAGCUGGCGGCAAAUGGCGGAAUUCCAGUCCCGGAGUGGCGUCUCCCGCCCGUCAUGAUCGGAGGAGUGUUGUUUUCCGCCGGUCUCUUCUGGUUUGGCUGGACGGGCUUCAAGGCAUCGAUCCACUGGAUCGUCCCGACCUUAUCUGGUCUCUUCACCGGGUUUGGCCUGUUGGCCAUUUUCAUCUGUUGUUUCAACUAUAUCAUCGACUCGUAUCUCAUGUUCGCUGCUUCUGCCAUUGCGGCGAACACCUUCCUGCGGUCGUGUCUCGCGGCGGGCUUCCCUCUUUUCUCGCGCCAGAUGUUUGAUAACCUGGGUAUUGAGUGGGCCGGCACGCUUCUGGGCUGUAUUGCUGCCCUCUGCGUCCCGAUUCCCGUGUGCUUCUACUUCUUUGGCAAGAAGCUCCGUCAAAAGUCGAAAUUUGCUCCUACCAUGGCAAUUCGAAAACCGGUGGACGAGGAGAACAGUAGUGAUGACGAGGAACAAGAAGCCAACAUGGCCGCGUUGCAUGCUACUCGCAGCCGCGCACACCAUGAUUUGGAGUUGCGGUCGAGAAGGACGCGAACGAACGGCAGUUCGGUGACCCCAACCACCAAUGCCGGGCAUGAUCCAGAGAAGAGUGCAUAG
Messenger RNA from Cladophialophora psammophila CBS 110553, 1959 nucleotides. Its product is annotated as MFS transporter, DHA1 family, multidrug resistance protein. The transcript has 4 exons. The coding region runs from base 1 to 1959 and encodes 652 amino acids. The record is from RefSeq and is a predicted model, not a curated record. NCBI's taxonomy places the organism in Eukaryota, Fungi, Ascomycota, Eurotiomycetes, Chaetothyriales, Herpotrichiellaceae. Gene Ontology annotation, molecular function: transmembrane transporter activity. Gene Ontology annotation, biological process: transmembrane transport.